ACGGAAGGGGAAGCUUUUUCGGUUUUUAACGACAUUCGAACGUCGCCGUCUCAGUGCCCGUCCGACUCGCGAAUCGCAUGUACGCUCGGUCUUCUCGAGGUUUUUUCUUUUUUCUUCUCUCUCGUACGUUAGCACGAUACUGAACGGUCUGGGAGGAGACAGAGAAGUCGUUAUUCAGGACUUAGAUCGCCCUUCUCCCUCCGCCAGACUCCCUCCCAGCGCGCACUGGUGUCGAGGAGGUGCCGUUUUCGUACGAUUGCCCUUAAAGGUCGAUUUAAGGGUCGGGCUAGUAACUCCGUUGUGAAUUGAACGGUUAUGGUGCCGAGAUCGCGGUGAACAAAGUUCCUAUAGAACUUCUGGCGGGACGCUUUUCUUAUCCGAGCGAAAAAAAAGGAGGUCUUUAUAAUCCGAUCUGAAUUGACAAUAGACGAUAACCGAUCGAACUGACGACAAUUGAUAAACGUGCAAGGGACGUUUCUUAUCUUCACCAGCAGUGCUGAGGGCAGACGCACGCAUUCUCCUCGGGAGCGACCUGCCUGUCGUGGUAUACCUCAUUUCUACCGACACCCUGUAUGCAGAGACACGUCGGUCGCCAAGUGUCCAAUGCUCCCAUUAAGAAUAUGAGUUCCGAGCCGUGGACCUUGCCUCCGAAGCAAGGUCUAUAUGACCCUACCCUCGAACGAGAAGCUUGCGGCGUUGGUUUUAUCGUCGCCAUUGACGGGAAGAGGUCGCACAAGAUCAUUCGAGAUGCUCAGACAUUGUCGGCGCGAAUGAAUCAUAGGGGGGCAUGCGCCUGUGAUAACGACACUGGUGACGGCGCCGGUGUGCUUUGCGCAAUACCGCAUGAUUACUAUGCCAAUGAAAUUCGCCAACAGCAAAAUAUCGAACUGCCCGAGUUCGGACGGUACGCGACUGGUAUCUUAUUCCUCGACAAGAACACUUACAAGGAGGCGGAAGCCGGGUUUGAGAAAGUAGCUAAGGAGUGCAAUUUAAGAGUAUUGUGUUGGCGUGACGUUCCCACUGAUAGGACCCAGAUUGGUCAAGUGGCGAAGAAAUGCGAACCAUACAUGCGUCAAGUGUUCGUUACCGGCGAUCAAGACGCGGAAACGCUUAAACGACAGAUUUUUGUGCUGAGAAAGAGAUCGUCGCAUAUAAUCCCGCGACCGGAAUUGCGAUACUACAUUUGCUCGUUGUCGUUGAAGACGGUUGUCUACAAAGGUCAGCUCACCGCUGAUCAGUUAUGGCUGUAUUUCACGGACUUGAAGUCUCCGAAAUUCGAGACCUAUCUGGCACUGGUACACACACGGUUCUCCACAAAUACUUUUCCGAGCUGGGAAAGAGCACAUCCUUUGCGCUUGCUUGCUCACAACGGUGAAAUUAAUACGCUGCGCGGCAAUGUAAACUUUAUGAAGGCGCGAGAAGGUGUGAUGAGCAGCCAGAUAUAUGGCGAUCAGCUGAAGCAGCUCUAUCCAGUCGUAGAACCGAAUCUCUCUGACUCUGGAUCUGCGGACUGUGUGCUCGAGUUCUUGGUAAUGGCAGGACAACGCUCCUUGCCCGAGGCUGUCAUGACGAUGGUACCAGAAGCUUGGCAGAACGACUUGACGAUGGCCACUGAAAAGCGAGACUUCUAUCACUGGGCGGCGUGCGUCAUGGAACCCUGGGACGGCCCGGCUCUUCUCACCUUCACCGACGGCCGCUAUGUCGGCGCUAUCUUGGACAGAAACGGCCUGCGCCCGUCGCGCUUCUACGUCACUAAGGAUAACAUGAUGGUGAUGGCGUCCGAAGUGGGCGUCUAUGAUACUCCGCCCAGCAAUGUAGUCCUGAAGAGUCGCUUGAAACCCGGCCGGAUGCUUCUCGUUGACACCGAAGAGAAGAGGAUCAUACAGGAUGUCGAGCUGAAGUUGCAGAUUGCUCGAAGCAGGCCUCAUUCUCAAUGGCUCAAGGAACAGAGGAUUACCAUGGAUGAAUUGCGUGCCGCACACGUUCUCAAUGGCAAUGCAGGGAACGUGAUUGAGAACGGUCUAUCCAGCGAGACAGCCAUUGCAAAAAAGAACGCUAUCAACGACAUAAACGAGAUUUCGGCUGUGAAUAAAGUUUGGAGUGGCGAUAAACGGCUCUCUCUUUACGGUUACACUCUGGAGACAAUCAAUUUACUGCUUCUGCCCAUGGUGCAAACCAAAAAAGAAGCAUUAGGAUCUAUGGGCAAUGACGCUCCUCUGGCGUGUUUGUCGGAAUUCCAGCCAUUGUUGUACGAGUAUUUCAAACAAUUAUUUGCGCAGGUAACGAAUCCACCGAUCGAUCCAUUCCGCGAGAAGAUUGUAAUGUCGAUGCUGUGCCCAAUCGGGCCCGAGGGUAACAUUUUGGAACCGAGCGAGUUGCAAGUACAUCGUCUAUUCCUGCCUCAACCGAUAUUGUCUCUGAAUGAUCUUGAGGUUCUGAAGCACACGACUCAUCGCAAUUGGAGAGCAAAAGUAAUCGAUAUCACUUACCCUGUUGAAGACGGGCCUGGAGGUUUGUUGAAGACGCUGAAUCGCGUUAACAACGAGGCUAAUGCGGCCGCUAGAGACGGUUAUCAGCUCCUCGUGCUAUCCGAUCGACAAGGUGGUCCGACAAGAGUUCCGGUAAGCAGCCUGUUGGCUCUGGGCGCCGUUCAUCAUCAUUUAAUCGAAGAAAGACAGCGAAUGAAGGUUGGUCUUAUAUUGGAAACCGCCGAGGCCCGAGAGGUGCAUCACAUUUGCGUGCUACUUGGUUACGGGGCGGACGCCAUAUGUCCUUACUUAGUAUUUGAGAUGGCGAAAAAUCUGAGAGCGGAUCACGUUUUCGAUGAAACCUUUACCGAUGAUGUUAUUUAUAAGAAUUACGCAGAAGCUAUGGAACGAGGAAUUGCGAAAGUGAUGGCCAAGAUGGGAAUCUCGACUUUGCAAUCCUACAAAGGAGCGCAGAUAUUCGAAGCAGUUGGAUUGGCCGACGAAGUCAUCGAUAAGUGCUUCAAGGGCACUCACUCUCGUAUUGGUGGUGUGACAUUUGAUAUUUUGGGCAAAGAGGCGUUCGAGCGACAUCAAAUAACAUACUGGGAUAAACCGAUGGAUUUGUUGGUCAUUCGUAAUCCAGGAAUUUAUCACUGGCGAUCCGGUGGCGAGAAACAUAUCAAUGAUCCCGUCAGCAUCGCUAGUUUACAGGAAUAUGUUGUCUCCAAGAACAACCCUGCUUAUGAGAAUUAUCGUAAGACGACGAUGGAAGUGGUCAAAGCUUGCACUUUGCGUGGCCAACUCGAACUGAAGAAUUCGCGUAAUCCGAUUUCCAUCACAGACGUGGAAGCUGCGUCGGAAAUCGUAAAACGCUUCGCGACCGGCGCAAUGAGUUUCGGCAGCAUCUCCUUGGAAGCUCACACUACUCUGGCAAUCGCUAUGAAUCGUAUCGGCGGCAAAUCGAACACCGGUGAAGGUGGUGAAAACGCGGACAGGUAUCUGAACCAGGAUCCAGAGUUUAGCAAGCGAUCGUCUAUCAAGCAAGUAGCGAGUGGUCGCUUUGGCGUUACUGCCAGUUACCUGGCGAACGCAGACGACCUGCAGAUCAAGAUGGCGCAAGGCGCGAAACCCGGUGAGGGUGGCGAGCUUCCCGGUUAUAAGGUCACUGCAGAGAUUGCCGCCACCAGGCACUCGGUAGCUGGGGUCGGUUUGAUCUCGCCACCACCACAUCACGACAUCUAUUCCAUUGAAGAUCUGGCUGAACUUAUCUACGAUCUCAAAUGCGCCAAUCCAAAUGCCCGCAUUUCCGUCAAGCUCGUAUCCGAGGUCGGCGUGGGCGUUGUCGCCGCCGGCGUUGCUAAGGGUAAAGCCGAACACGUAGUGAUAUCCGGCCACGAUGGCGGCACCGGCGCCAGCAGCUGGACCGGCAUCAAAUCCGCCGGAUUGCCCUGGGAAUUGGGCAUCGCCGAAACGCAUCAGGUGCUGACAAUGAACAAUCUGAGAUCACGCAUUAUUGUUCAAGCAGACGGUCAAUUGCGCACGGGUUUCGAUAUUGUGGUGGCUGCGCUGCUUGGGGCGGACGAGUUUGGUUUCAGUACCGCCCCGUUAAUUGCAAUGGGCUGCACAAUGAUGAGAAAAUGCCACUUGAACACCUGUCCAGUUGGCAUCGCCACGCAAGAUCCAGUAUUGCGAAAGAAAUUUGAGGGCAAGCCAGAACAUGUAAUCAACUUCUUCUUCGCAUUGGCUGAAGAGGUACGUUCGCAUAUGGCGAGCCUGGGCAUCCGCAAAUUCCAAGAUCUAAUCGGACGCACAGACCUUCUUAAAGUACGUGAUGACAUCUCUGUUGAAAAAGCCAAAACCUUAAAUCUCAACAACAUUCUGCGAAAUGCGUUGGACUUAAGGCCCGGCGUAAAUAUCAAGGGUGGUUCCGUAAAGCAAGAUUUCCAAUUAGAGAACAGACUCGACAAUAAACUAAUUGAACUAGCUGAGCCUGUUAUGAACGGAGUACAUAAUCGAGUUGAUAUCGAAAUGAACAUCAAUAACGAAUGCAGAGCAUUUGGAUCAACGUUGAGUUAUCAUAUAGCUAAACGAUUUGGAGAGGAUGGAUUGCCCGAGCAUAGCAUCAAUAUCAAGAUGAAAGGUUCUGCUGGUCAAAGUUUUUGCGCAUUUAUGACGAAGGGUGUUCAUGUCACCCUUGAAGGCGAUGCUAAUGAUUACGUCGGCAAAGGCCUCUGUGGAGGUGAAAUUAUCAUAUACCCGCCGAAGGACUCUGAGUUCAAUUCGGAGGCGAACGUGAUCGUCGGAAAUGUCUGUCUUUACGGAGCUACUUCCGGAAAAGCCUACUUCCGUGGCAUCGCUGCCGAGAGAUUCAGCGUGCGUAACAGUGGGGCAAUUGUCGUGGUGGAAGGUGUGGGUGAUCAUGGUUGUGAAUAUAUGACCGGCGGUUGCGCCUUGAUCCUGGGUCUUACCGGCAGGAAUUUCGCGGCUGGAAUGUCCGGUGGAAUCGCGUACGUCUUGGAUGUCGACGGCUCUUUCAAGAGCAAGUGCAAUCCAGAAAUGGUGGAGUUGUUGCCGCUCAACAAGCCAGAAGAAAUUGCUUAUGUGAAACAAUUACUGGAGGAAUUUAUCGAGAAGACAGAUUCGCUGAUUGCACAAGAUUUGCUCGCCACGUGGCCAGAACCGACCACGAGAUUUGUCAAGGUAUUCCCUUACGAGUACCAGCGAGCACUCAAACAGCUGGAGGAGGCGAAGCAACAAACUCCCAGCAUGAUUAAUGGUAACGCACAAAUGACGAACGGCAAGAUCAAAGAUAUAGAGGAUUCUAUAGAAGACGCGGAUAUGGCACAACGAAAGUUGGACAAGAUCAGAGGUUUCAUGAAAUAUUCAAGACAGAAGAUCAUGUACAGACCGGCCGAAAAGCGUAUAGAUGAUUGGGAUGAAAUAUACAAUUUCCAGGGUGUUAGGAAGACUCUGCGAGUGCAAGCGGCAAGGUGCAUGGAGUGCGGCGUGCCAUUUUGUCAGAGCAGUCACGGUUGCCCAUUGGGUAACAUCAUUCCUAAGUGGAACGACCUCGUGUUUCACCAAAACUGGAAAGAGGCCUUGAAUCAAUUGUUGCAAACUAAUAAUUUUCCUGAGUUUACUGGAAGAGUCUGCCCCGCACCUUGCGAGGGUGCAUGCGUCCUGGGAAUCUCUGAACCACCAGUGACAAUCAAGAAUAUCGAGUGUGCCAUAAUCGAUCAUGCAUUUGAGCAAGGUUGGGUCAUGCCUCAUCCGCCAACCCGUAGAACCGGACGGUUAGUAGCUGUAGUCGGAUCCGGUCCCGCAGGUUUAGCCGCCGCUCAUCAAUUGAAUAAAGCAGGUCAUACAGUGACCGUAUUUGAAAGAAAUGACAGAAUCGGCGGGUUGCUGCAGUAUGGCAUACCGACUAUGAAACUAUCCAAACAGGUCGUACAAAGAAGAGUCUCUCUACUCGCCGCGGAAGGAAUCAUCUUCAGAACGAAUGUCGAUGUAGGCAAGGAUAUUACAAUGCAGGAACUUCAAGAACAAUACGACGCGAUACUGUUAUGUACAGGCGCGACAUGGCCGCGAGAUCUGCCGAUUCCGGGUCGACAGCUGGAGGGAAUUCACUUUGCCGUGAGCUUCCUAGAGCACUGGCAAAAGAAACAAAUGGGUAACGCAGCGCACCUAGAUAUGCGGCUGAUGGCCAAGGAUAAGGAUGUUAUCAUCAUAGGUGGCGGCGAUACCGGAUGCGAUUGUAUAGCAACUUCGCUACGUCAGGGUGCGAAGACAAUUACAACCUUCGAAAUCUUGCCCGAACCGCCAGCCCAAAGGGGCAACGAUAAUCCGUGGCCUCAAUUCCCACGAGUGUUCAAGGUUGACUACGGUCAUGAGGAGGUGUCCCUGAAAUUCGGCCGAGAUCCGCGUAGGUACAGUACGUUGAGCAAGGAAUUCCUGGACAACGGAAACGGCCACGUGAGUGGCAUUAAGACGGUGAACGUGGAGUGGCGAAAGGAUGAGAAUGGUCGAUGGAAGAUGGAAGAGGUACCAAAUUCAGAAAAAGUGUACAAGUGCGAUUUGGUACUACUCGCCAUGGGCUUCCUCGGACCUGAGAAGUACAUCGCCACGGAAGUGAAUGCUGCAAUGGACGAAAGAGGAAACUAUAAAACUCCAGUUGGAAAAUAUUGUACAAGUUUACCCAAAAUAUAUGCGGCAGGCGAUUGCAGACGUGGACAGUCUCUCGUGGUAUGGGCGAUUGCAGAAGGCAGAAUGGCUGCGAAGGAAGUUGAUUUGGCCUUGAUGGGCGAAACCGGCCUUCCCGGAAGCGGUGGUGUCAUAAUUGGCGUUAGCGCUUAAGGACCUUCAUGAUGGAUGUUGGUCUUCCAAUUAAAACAAAGAAAAGAUCCCCGUGCACGCGUACUGCAAGGAAAGAGUCGUCUACCGACUCUCAGGAGGCAAGGAAAGAUUCCUUAGAGAUCUAAGGAUGCGAGUGGGACUCGAGGAUUCGAAAGUUCCAUAGAAUCCAAGGAGAUACAAGCCUAGAAUCGUAGAAUUCAGAAAUUCAAGAGUCCGAAGAAUGUAAACAUUCGUGAAAAUCCAUGGAUUCAAACUUCCAGUAAUCCAAUGAUUCAUAAUUCCUAGGAUGUGGAGAUCGAAGGAUUUUCCUAGGACUAAAUGACUCAAAAAUUUAAAGAAUUGAACAUCUGAAAUUGUUAAGAACCUAAAGACCAGAAAAUUCGUGUAUCUGAAUUUUACGACAAUUAAGAAUUAGGGUUCAAGAAUUCAAAUAUUCAAGGAUCUAACAACGAGGCCAUUAGAAAAACAAGUUCCAACUUCAGAUAUGAAAAUUAAAGAAUUAAAAAAAUUAAAGAUUUUUAAUUAUAAAGAGAUAAAGGAAUAUGUAACUCAAAAUUGUGCAAGAAUUUAAGCAUUCUGUCAAGACAUUUUGAAAAUCAAGAAUUUAAACAUAUAGAAAUUUUAUCCAAGAAAUUAAAAAAUCUUUUAUUUCAAAAAUUGUUUAAUCACAUCUAACUUAUAUGUCAAUGUAUAUGAUAAAAAUUUAAUAAUUUUAUCCUUUGCAGAUAACAACUUUAAAAUCGAAAAAUUUAACAUCGGUUAUUUGGAAAAUAAGAAAUUUAAAAAAUUUAGAAUUGCUGAUAAAGAAGUCCAAAAAUCUGCCAAUAAGACACUAGGAAAUUCGAAAAAUUAAAGAGCUUGGCAUUCGAGUAUUCGCAGGUUUCAAGCGAUUACAAGCAUUCGAGGAUUUAAGAAUCGGAAGAUUUUCAGACCUCGAUCUGAGGAUGUGAUAAUCAAGUGAGAAACGAGAAACGAAGUACGAUAAUUUUUGUGGCGUGAAUCUCUCCGUAUCAGAGUAUCCGUAUCGAAUAAUAAAUGUAAUUUUUCUGUAGUGGAAUCGUCUAAACAUCUCGUUCGUCCAAUUAGAAUUAAUCAUACGCGAGAGAACUAGAGCUUUGAGUAUAGGAAAACAUACUGAAAAAUGAGCUGAUAGCAGGAUACGUAACUCCGACGGAUUUAUAUUAGGCGAUAUACUUUGCCUAUGCUAAAAUAUUCUUUUAAACGUGCAACUACAAAUUAUUUUAAAAAUAAAAAUAAAGAGAGAUGUUUCAGUAAAGCAUUAUUUAUAAAGCACACCUGUAUGAAACUACUAGUGUUUUCCAGCUUUUCAGAGCAAAUAUUGAAAAAGCAGAAAUGAUAUUCUUAAUUAUUAUGCAGUUUAGGUACUUCAAAUACAAUUAAAAAUUUAUUCCGUUAUAACGCAAAACGUUCGAUUGUGAUUAUUAACGAAGUUUAUGUGUAAGUACAAAAAGUAUUCGUAUAUCGCCAUUUUUCCUCUGUACGUUUUAAUUAGCAAUUAAGGAUGUAAACAUGAAUAGACCAUAAAGCGUUAUAUAAUAAAAUAAUAUUCAUACAUUAUCAUCUUUAUUUUUUUGAAUCUCAUUUUAUUAGUCAAUAGCAGAUAAACUCAACAUCUAUAAAAUAUAGAUGUUAUAUAUUUUAAAAUAUUUAGAUAUAUUUUAAAAUAUUACGUUGUACUGAUACAUCGUAUAUAAAACUAUGAGCGACAACAUAUCUGUGACGUUUAUUAUUUAAUUAGCAGUAUAAAAAUAUUUUUAUAAUUAAAGAUAUUACUUUAGUAGAUUUUAUAUUAUUUCAUUAUUAUUAAAUAUUUUUUUAAUUCGACCUUAAUGAAUUUGCUUUGUAAUAAUUUUUAGUUAAAAACUACAUUUAUUAUUUAAGGACUAAAGAUACAAACAAUAAAAGUUUGUAUACAGAUUUGUUUCAUCUUUCUUUUAGAAUGUGUGAUGAACAAUUAAUAUUAUUGCAAAAUAAAAUGAUGGCAUACGAAUACUUUAUGGUACACUUAUUUCUUGUUCUCCAGUAUAUGGUCACUAGUAUUUUUAGCAUUCUUGGGCAUUCGCCUAGGUUGCCUAGCGUAUUAUUACAGAUCUGCUUAUAUUAUCGAUGAGAAAAGUUAACACGAAUUGCCGAAAGAUCAUGCUAUAGCAUAAAUGAUAAAAGGACAAUGUAGCACUUGUACUAUAUAUAUAUGUCGUUUCACUGCAAUUCCAUAAUAAUAAUUCUGCCAAUUAUUUCACAAUCAAAUUUUUGCAAGUGAAUAGAAAACGAUCGUUUAAUUCUUUAACCGCACAACUAUAAUUGUGAUCAAACAUAAACUUGAUCAUAAAUUUAUUGCAUCUGAAUUCUGUUAGCAAAAUAAUCAUGACAUUCUUAAAAUAUAUGAAUUCACAAAAAGCAAAGAGAAAAGAUUUAAUUCUUUAUAAAAAUUGUAUAUAAUUUAAAUAUAAACAAUAUUCAAAAUUUACUAAUUGCAUAACUUUGUAAAGAAUGAUUCAAUUAUUUUUUAAUUAAACAUUGAAUUAAAUAAACAUCUCAGUUUUGAUUUAAAUAUAAUUAUUGCAAAUAAUGGAUUCAUUAAGUAGAAUAAAAUAAAAUCAACAUUGGUUAAAGGGUUAAUAUCGACGAAUUACUUAACUGCGCGUCUUUAAUGCUUUCGUAAGCUGAAAAUAUUCUACUGAAUUGCUUUUAUAUUUAUAUAAAUCGCAGUAUUACUUUUACUUACGCGUAUACUAUGGAGAAAAAAGCAUCAGCUUUUAAUUUUUCGUAAAGUUCACAUUUUUGAAGAAAAUCUACAGCUAGGCCUUAAAUUAGAAAUCUACCGCUGAAGAAUAAUUACCAACGAAAAAAAUUAACGUUUCAUAUUUAGACGAUUUAUUUCUAAUGCAAUUUACCUUUUUAUUCAUAGCCAUGUAAAUUUCAAUAAAUACAAUAUCUUGAGACAAUAAAUAUAUAUUGAACGUUACGAGUAA
Solenopsis invicta (red fire ant) is the source of this 9814-nucleotide messenger RNA. RefSeq names its product putative glutamate synthase [NADPH]. The transcript has 27 exons. Lineage: Eukaryota; Metazoa; Arthropoda; Insecta; Hymenoptera; Formicidae. Gene Ontology annotation, molecular function: iron ion binding; iron-sulfur cluster binding; FMN binding. The record is from RefSeq and is a predicted model, not a curated record. The coding region runs from base 573 to 6821 and encodes 2082 amino acids.